This is a messenger RNA of Anisakis simplex (herring worm), 174 nucleotides long. Lineage: Eukaryota; Metazoa; Nematoda; Chromadorea; Rhabditida; Anisakidae. The record is from the annotation of a GenBank genome assembly.
UUCAGCGAUCUCAUAGAUAAUGGAUCGGAUGUAUUUUCUCGGCAUACUCCGAUGUUUAUGGCCAUUGACGAAUACGGCUUUGGUGUGGUGCGAACGCUCUUGAAUGCACUUCACAAGGAAUCGUUCUGGCAACGCAAUUAUAGCAAAGUGGAUUCGUUAAAUUGGAUUCGUUAA